UCAGUCGAGCAUUGAGCUUGUACUGGACCACAGCUCAGCCGAAGCCGCGUCUCAAAGUCUACAGUAAGAUGAAAAGCUGUGGUGCUAAGCUGUUGUGCCUGUUCGCGAUAGUGGCCGGAUGCAUGAUGUGUUCGUGCGAAUGUGAGGAAAUGAGGGAAAGGUUCAACAUCCUCGGGGUGUUCGGGCACCUGGGAAAAAGUCACUUCGAUGUAUUUUUACCGAUUCUCGAGGAGCUGGCCCACCGAGGGCACAACGUCACAGUGGUUUCCUACUUCCCACGGAAGGAUAAAAUCCCGAAUUACAGGGACAUAAGCUUGCUUGAUUCGGCGGGGAUAUUCCUGAACGUAAUCGACCUGACGCAACUCGAUCAUUCGAUGCUUUACGUUACCGCCGAGAUGAAGAUGCUCUACAAGAUGGCGGAGACGGCCUGCAAUAGAGCGCUGAAAAACACUGCUCUCAAGGAGUUUCUCAAAUCGGAUGAAAAGUUCGAUCUUAUUCUGACGGAGGUGUUCAACACCGAUUGCUUCCUUGGUUUUGUGCACAAGUUCAAAGCUCCGUACAUAGGACUCUCGUCCCACGCCAUCAUGGCCUGGGUAAAUAAUCGUGUAAACAACCCUGACAAUCCAAGCUACAUCCCCGGCGUUUUGCACUCUUUUUCACCGAGUAUGACCUUUUUCGAACGAGUCCAGAACGCUGUGUGGAUCGUGGCUGAACAAAUCGCCUACGAUCUGUUAUUCAGAAGACCAAUGCAAUCGCUGGUGGAGGAGACUUUUGGUCCCGGAGUUCCUCCGCUUCAAGAUAUUGCGAACAACAUGACAGCCCUGAUGGUGAACACGCACUUUAGCCUCCACGGUGCAAGGCCAUUCAGUACAAGUGUUGUCGAGAUCGGCGGAGUGCAUAUUCGUGGCGCCAAGCCAUUGCCCAAAGAUUUGCAAGAAUUUCUCGACUCCGCUGAGCAUGGUGUGCUAUACUUCAGCUGGGGUUCGAUGGUGAGAGCGUCGUCGAUGCCCAAUGAAAUGCUGGCGACAAUUGUCGAAGCCCUUGGAAGGCUCAAGCAGAAGGUUCUUUGGAAAUGGGAGGACGAGGACCUGCCCAACAAGCCGAAAAACCUGAUGACCCAGAAAUGGUUACCGCAAUUCGACGUUUUGUCUCAUCCAAACGUCAAAGGAUUCCUGGCUCACGGAGGACUCUUGGGACUUUCGGAAGCCAUUUACGUUGGGGUUCCGAUAGUCGUGGUUCCGAUGUUUGGUGACCAGCACGGGAAUGCUGCAGCAGCCGCAGCUAGAGGUGCUGCGAUAGUACUCCAGUACGAAGAUAUCACAGUGGACACCCUCAGCUCCGCCCUUAACGAGAUAAUGAACAAUCCGAGCUACCGCAGAAACGCUCGGGCGGUUUCCGAGGCCUACAGAGACCGGCCAGCUUCCGCUUUGGAAACGGCCAUCUGGUGGGCCGAGUACGUGGCGAGGGGCAAAGGUCGUCCUUUCCUGCAAAGCGCGUCCGCCAAUUUGUCCUGGUACCAGUACCAUCUCCUGGACGUAAUCGGUUUCCUUUCUCUGGUCGGGCUGGCCGUUCUAUUCGUUGCAGUUUUUGCCGUUAAACGCCUCUUGAAAGCGCUCAAUUUGCCCGGGACGAAAGUCGGAAGGACGUCCAAGGCGAGAGACUCGACUAAAAAUGGAACUAUCAAGAAAAGGAAUUGAGAAUCGA
Molecule: messenger RNA, 1704 nt
Organism: Diprion similis
Lineage: Eukaryota; Metazoa; Arthropoda; Insecta; Hymenoptera; Diprionidae
Product: UDP-glycosyltransferase UGT5-like
Exons: 3
Coding region: 69-1697 (542 amino acids)
Molecular function (GO): UDP-glycosyltransferase activity
Source: RefSeq, a predicted model, not a curated record